AUGGACCAAUCUCAAGAAGCUUGGAUCAAGUCGCCGCUGCCCUUCCUUCACCAGCUGCAAGAGCUGAAACACCUUCCAAGAACAGGCUGGUUACGUUUUGUGAAGGAUUGCGAGACAGUUGCAAGCCAUAGCUGGCGGCUGGCUUUGCUGGGUCUCUUUGCGCCGGCACCAUUGGAUAAACAGCGAUGCAUGUUCAUUGGUCUAGUGCACGAUGUCGCCGAAUCAUAUGCUGGCGAUAUACCUACCUUUGCUGGCUUUUCGAAGGACAGGAAGCAACAACUGGAGCGCACGGGUUUCAAAUGGAUCGAGAGUCUCGUCCGGCCAGGUUACCCGGUCUUGGCCCAAGAAGUAGUCGACGCUUGGCUGGAUUAUGAAGAGGGAAGGACCAACGAAGGGCGGUGGAUGAAGCAAAUGGACAAGUUAGAAUGUCUGAUACAGGCAAAGGAAUAUGAAGAACGAACAUACGGCGAAGCCGGCGGUCUGGGCGAGUUCCAAGGUCUCUCCAAUCUCGUCCGAGACCCCAUAGCUAAAGCUUGGGCGGAUUUGCUCAACAAGGAGAGAAACCUACAUCUUGAAAGGCGGGGUAGUCGCUUGCCUAUUAUAUUUAUCACUGGAGAUGAGGCGUGGGCCCGAAAGCUUUGCACCCUAAAGGCCCAGGAUGGGAGCUAUCAGCAUACAGUCUUGGCCAGUGUUUUGGCUCAGCGGGCCGAAGAUCCAUCUUUCGUUCACAAGGACUUCCUUAAGUACUGUUUGACGCAGGGUUUCGACGUUCCUAAGGCGCUUGUUGUGGAAACACUAGGAGAACAUAUCAGACGGUCUGCUGACGCGGGUCCCCGGUGGAUUCUACUUCAGGGCUUUCCCAAAACGCUGAGCGAGUUAGUCGAGUUCGAGAGAAAGGUCCAAAAGCAGAACUUCUGUAUCAACAUCCUCACGCCAGAUGUUUCCAAUCCCGACGAUUCUACCGAUACCCCUGUUUGGCAGGCUGAAGUUGAUCCGACCGUGCACCUGAAAUCAUCACAGAAUUGUUAUGAAGAGGCUUAG
Molecule: messenger RNA, 1041 nt
Organism: Colletotrichum aenigma
Lineage: Eukaryota; Fungi; Ascomycota; Sordariomycetes; Glomerellales; Glomerellaceae
Product: HD domain-containing protein
Exons: 6
Coding region: 1-1041 (346 amino acids)
Cellular component (GO): cytoplasm
Molecular function (GO): 5'-deoxynucleotidase activity
Source: RefSeq, a predicted model, not a curated record